Molecule: messenger RNA, 828 nt
Organism: Saccostrea echinata
Lineage: Eukaryota; Metazoa; Mollusca; Bivalvia; Ostreida; Ostreidae
Exons: 6
Coding region: 175-828 (217 amino acids)
Source: RefSeq, a predicted model, not a curated record
UUACCUUUUAGAUAUAAAACCUAUUUGAAGCGAUAUGACGAGAUAGGUGGAGAAUUUUGUCUUUACAUCUCAAAGCUUCAGGAUGAUGACGUAGGCAAUUACACCUGUGUCGUCACCAAUGCGCAUGGUUCAGAUACAGGAAACAUAGAAGUAAAAGCUGGAAGAAACAAAACUAUGGCUGAGAUAACCACGGACAAGAAGAUCUCCUUUAUCUACCCCUCCCAAUCUCAAAUCAACGUGGAGGGUAUCCAACCCCUCAAACUAUGCUGCAAGGCCGAGGGAUUUGAUAAACUACCCAUGAUGAUGUGGCUGAUCCGUAGUAUCACGGGCAAUGAAGUUCACCUGAGAGCAGAGGACGAGUACAUGGUUGGAGAUGUCCGUCUAAGAUCCUACUAUAUAUUUAACGCGACAGGGAUCUUCUUUAACCUUAUGGCAGACAGCCUCACCAUCAAUUUUACAGGAACAUACAUGUGUGGCAUCGACCUGAAUGAUAAAAUUUACCAUGAUCAUAUUAAUAUCACUGUACAAGGUCGUCCUUCUGUGACCGCGGAGACCACAAUGAUGAAUGGCACUGUGGAAGAAAACAAAAACUUGACCUGUCACGUGUGGAGCAGCCCGAUCCCAACAUUACUCACGUGGUACUUUGAUGACGCGAUACUGCCGUCAUCUUCAAGACUACACAAGUUUGUGGUUUAUCACAAUGAAUAUCAACUGGACAUGGUAUUAAACAUUAAAUCUGUAGAAGUGUCUGACUUUGGGGUAUACACCUGCAAAGUGUAUAAUUCUUAUGGUCAAGGAAUCGCUGUACAAAUGAUUCAAGUGUACUAA